UCCUUACUCCUGAGGGGCUUCCACAUCAGCCAGGGAGAGAGAGACAGGUAGAACUCUGAUGCGGUGUGCUCACGCGGUCACAGCACUCUCCACAGGGUGACACAGAAAGGCAAGGGAACAGUUCUUCUGCCCGAGUUGGAACAGGGUCGGCUGCAAAGGGAAGGGCUGACUUUAGCUGGGUCGGGAAGGAUGAGCAGGAGUUUACCAGUACAGAAGCAGGAAUGAGGAAGGGGAAGAAAAAGCAGAAAGGAAAAGGGUGCUUAAGGUCAAGGAGGCAGAAUGAUUAUAGGCCUAAGUGUAACAAAGCACAGGAUGUAACAGGCUGUGACUGAAACAAAGGGGUCGUGUCAGUGUAGCUCCAAAGAUAAAAGUCCAAAAUGGUCCCAGACAGGUCUCUAGAAUUACGGCGCUUGAACGUUUUCUGUGGGAUAGGGCAUCUCAAACUGAAAUACUUAACAGAUUCCCUUUCAAGGAAAAAACGUAUACAGCAUGGAUCCACGAGAAUGCACGCCACCCUAGUUGGAGAACAACUGCUGCAGGCAAUGAGCAGGGUCACCACAGGACCACGCUUUACGCAGGCGUGAAGCCCUGCACUCAGCAGGGUCUGGCCCACCCUCAGAAGGAGCUGGUCCAGGAGCUGUGCAGUCAUGCUCGCUCUGGCAGCACAAGGACUGAUACAGCUGUGGAGCCAAGCUGAAAGCAACUGAUCAGAUCUGCACUGUAAAAGGUUCCCUGACAACCACAAGGACCACGGCUCUGAGCAGGAGUGGGAGUAGGGGUGGUGAGAGCUCAUGCAACAUCUCAGGGAAGACGGUCAGAGCUUGAAUUUCCAGAAGGUGGAGGGAAUGGGGAGGGCGGUCUCAGCACCCCCCUCCAGCAGGGGAGCAGGGGCUCCUCUGGCUGCGGUUUUCCCCCUCCCUCCCCUCCCAACACCCACCCUUCUUAUCUUCCUCCUCCCGACAACCCCAGUUUCCUGUUUUUAAGAAAAACAGUCUCAGAUUUUUCAUCUAAGAGCUCUUGCUUCUCCCAAAACAAGACAAUUCAACCCCCUACCCAUCCCGCGGAAGCCUCAACUUCAAGGAAAGGACAGUCCCAAACUGCAGCACAAACAGGGACUCUGACAUUCAGUCAAGGGCAGGCCUGUAUUUCUUCCAUUUGGUCUCCAUGAUUUGAAUCUUCAACUUCUCAUGCAGAGAAGCUCACUGCAAACUCUGUUAGGACACCAAGGAUCCGCUCCUGUUACCGCCCCCACCUCCAACCCGACCUUGGGCCUUGUGGAUGGGACAGGCCCUGGGGGGCACCACACAGGUGCCUGAGCUGGAGCUGAGCUUCACAGCGGAAACGGUUCAGGCAGAGGAGAAAGCGAGCCCUCAGUGCCCGCAAGACAAAACCCAGAGCAGGGCACGCUUGGGUUUGGCUUUAAGUUCUGCAAAGUGGAAAUGAGAUCUUGAGAUGACAGCACGGCGAGGGAUUGGCUGCGGGCCCUGAGCGACCUCUGGGAGAGCAGAGAGGUGGACUGAGGGCUGGUGCUUCUGCGGUGAGGUGGUGGUGUUCCUGGAGGACAGAGCAGAGGCAGGGAAAAGCCAAGCAGAAGCUGAAGCUCUCAGACCGGCACCAGGGUCAGCUGAAUGAAGACAAGUUGAAGGGCAAACUGAGAACCUUAGAAAACCAGCUGUACACCUGUACCCAGAAAUACUCCCCUGGGGGAAUGAAAAAGGUGCUAUUAGAGAUGGAAGACCAGAAAAACAGCUAUGAGCAGAAGGCCAAGGAGUCACUGCAGAAGGUGCUGGAGGAGAAAAUGAGCGCCGAACAGCAACUGCAGAGCACGCAGCGGUCCCUGGCUCUGGCCGAGCAGAAGUGUGAAGAGUGGAGGAGCCAGUACGAGGCUCUGAAGGAGGAUUGGCAGACCCUGGGAAGCCAGCACAGAGAGCUGGAGAGCCAGCUCCAUGUGCUUCAGUCUAAACUGCAGGGGGCAGACAGUAGAGACUUACAGAUGAACCAGGCCCUGCAACUUUUGGAGAAUGAGCACCAGGAGCUGCAGGCGCAGAUUGAACGUCUGCAGGGAGACAGAGACCUGUGCGGCACAGAUACCCAGCACCUACAAGAUCAACUAAAGAGGUCAGAGGAGGAGAGACUGGCCCUGGUGUCCAAAGUACAGCAGUUGCAGGGUCUACUUCAGAGUCAGUCCGUACAGCUUCAAGAACAGGAGAAGCUCUUAACAAAGAAAGGUCAGCAAAUUUAUUUCCACAAAUUCUAAGAUACUGCUCUUUCUUUUCCUGCCUAGAGGCAGGGGGGAUGGAGCUACAUGACCUCUUGGAGGCCCAGCCAGUUCUGGGAGUCUGUUAGGUCAGGGAGCUGGAGGAACUUCUUAAGGACUCAUCAUUGGUUCUGAGAACAUUUUAACUAGUUAGCCUCCUAUCCUGAGAAGUAUAUACACUGUGAAAAGGAUUUCUACUCCCUCUGAAAACAUGUCUGUGUUGACCAUUUCAAUAAAUUGAUUUUGAACUCAGGA
Messenger RNA from Vicugna pacos (alpaca), 2512 nucleotides. RefSeq names its product TRAF3 interacting protein 3 (gene TRAF3IP3). NCBI's taxonomy places the organism in Eukaryota, Metazoa, Chordata, Mammalia, Artiodactyla, Camelidae. The record is from RefSeq and is a predicted model, not a curated record.